GUAGGGAACCACAACCACAAUAGAAUGAGCUGUCAAUGGAUCCCCCCCCUAAACUAACUAUAAAUAACACCGCCACAAUUCUCCACGACUACUGCUGCGCCAUCGCCAUCCUUCCCAAGACCCAAGAAAGCACGCCGAGGAAUUACGUGGAGAUCCGCCAAAUCGGUUGCCUAAUCCGGGCUCCCGCCAAGGGUGAGUGAGUGAGUGAGUGCCAUGGGAUUUUUGACUUCUCCUCUUCCUUCUCGCUCUCGCUCUCGCUCUCGCACUCUCCUUCACAAUCCACAAUUCACAGCCUUGCUCUUCGCAUUUCUUCCUUCGUGGACUGCUACCGCCUACUCUUCUAUCCGAUAGAAACCACAAAGAUGUCCUACAACAAACCGGACAACCCACCCCCCUCCUACCCCUCCCCCGUCCACGACGCAGGACCCUACCACUACCAACAGCAGCAACAAGGCUACCCACCCCAAGGCGGCGCCUCCCAGGACUAUUAUAAUCAAGGCGGCGGCGGCGGCUACCCCCCGCCGCAAGGCUACGGCCCCCCGCAAGGCGGCGCUGGUGGCUACUACCCCCCUCCCCAGGGCUAUCCGGGCUCGCCGCCCCCGCAGCAGCAGCCGAUGUACUAUCCGCAACAGCAACCGCCGCCGCAGCAGGGGUACUAUGCCGGAGGGGAUCGGGGCGGGGGCUCGUCGGGUGGGGGCAUGUGUGCGGGCAUUAUGGCGGCGUUGGCUUGUUGUUGUUGCUUGGAUAUUUUGUUCUAGGGUUGGUUGCUGCUGGUGUAUCAUGUUUGGUUUUGAGGGGGUGGGUUGUUGGUGGCUGAGUGAGUGAUGGUGGUUGGUGGUUGGUGGAUGGAUGGAUGCCUUUAUACCAACUUCGGUUAUAGGGGGAUGUAUGGAUGGGUUGAAUGACUGAUUGAUGGGUGGAUGAUGGAUGGAAUGCCUUUAUACCAACUUCGGUGAUAUAGGAUGGGGGAGUUGGGCGUUGCGUUUCUGCGUGAAUGACUGGUUUUGAGUAUUGGGCUGCUUCUUGGGUUCUAGGCCAUUGGUGUUGUGUUUCGCUUUGUUUAUUGUUGUUGUUGUCUAUGCUCAGGGCUGAGAUGGGAAUGCUAUACCAUACUAUACUCUAUUGAUAUGCGCCUUAUUGAUAUUUGAUAUUCAAAUACACCGGGCAUCAUCAAC
This is a messenger RNA of Aspergillus aculeatinus CBS 121060, 1175 nucleotides long. RefSeq lists its product as uncharacterized. Lineage: Eukaryota; Fungi; Ascomycota; Eurotiomycetes; Eurotiales; Aspergillaceae. Bases 363 to 758 code for a protein of 131 amino acids. The record is from RefSeq and is a predicted model, not a curated record. The transcript has 2 exons.